Molecule: messenger RNA, 2136 nt
Organism: Ictidomys tridecemlineatus (thirteen-lined ground squirrel)
Lineage: Eukaryota; Metazoa; Chordata; Mammalia; Rodentia; Sciuridae
Gene: Fut7
Product: fucosyltransferase 7
Cellular component (GO): membrane
Molecular function (GO): alpha-(1->3)-fucosyltransferase activity
Source: RefSeq, a predicted model, not a curated record
GCCAGACUCUGCCCGACAGUCUGUCUGUCAGCGUCAGGGACACAAGGACUCCUUCCCUUUCCAGCCUGGAAAGCCCCCUACAAGGCAGCAAGGAGGAAGGGUGUGACCUGCAGCUCUUGCAGCCCACCCGGGACCGUGGGCCCAGCCCACAGCCUCUAGAUUCUAGGGGCACCUGUCACUGGGCAGCCCCCAGUCCCUCGGGGGAAAAUGCAGGCUGGGGUCUGCCCUCAGGAGCACGUGCUGGGGUCUCCUACCACCCCAGGAUGGAUCUCUCUCUGGGGAUCUGGAUUCUGGGGACCAGGCAGUUCCUAGAGGUAGCAGGCACAAGAUGGGGUGGGGUGGCCCCACAGAAACCUCAGCCUUGGGGAAAGAGCUGAGCGCAGCACAUCUGUGACACCAGAGGGUCUGGGAGACCACGGCCAGCGGCCUAGGGGAAGUGGGUGAUGCCACAGGGAGGGGCCACAGACUGGGGCAGUGCACUUGCUCUAUGAGGGUGCCCUGGGUCUGUACGGUGGGUGGCGUAGGGGGCGCCCAUCUGGGUAGGGGCUCAGGGUGCUCACCCGGGCAGCCUUCCCUUCCCUGGGCCAAGCAGGCCUCCUCCUCCUCUUCUGGUGCCCAGCUGGUCAGGUCUGGGCCUCUCCAGAGACCAUCAGGGGCAGCUGGGGCCCUGGCUUCCUGUAGCUAACCCCACUCCCAGCAGAGGAGCAGAGAGGGAGGUGGGGGUGGGGACAGUGGUUGAUGCCAAAGGCCACGGGGGCAGGGGCGGGGCAGGAGUGGGAAGGCCCCAACUGCCCUCACCUUGGGCAGAUGAAAGCACAGUGCUUCCAGGCAGGGGCUGAGCCAGGGGCACAGCUGUGAUUUCAGGGUGCCUCUGUCAGAGUGGCUGCUGUGAUUUGAGAACCUCGGGUUUCUCCAGUGACUGAUUCUGGGAGGUUGUGAAUGAGUAAUGCCAGGCGUGGCACCACCUGGAGACUAUGGGCCUGGGGGGGCCUUGCUGGGGGGGCCCUGCUCUCGGUCCUCUGGCUCCUGUGGCUUCUGGGGUCAGCCCCAGGUGGUGUGCCAGAGCCCCAGCCCAUGGUCACCAUCCUCAUCUGGCAUUGGCCCUUCACCGACCAGCCCCCAGAGUUGCUGGGUGACACCUGCACCCGCUAUGGCAUGUCCCGCUGCCGCCUGAGCACUGACCGAAGUCUGCUGGCCAGUGCUGAUGCUGUGGUCUUCCACCACCGGGAGCUGGAGACCAGGAGGGUCCGCCUACCCCUGGCACAGAGGCCACGUGGGCAGCCCUGGAUCUGGGCCUCCAUGGAGUCACCCAGCAACACCCACGGCCUCGCCCGCCUGCGUGGCAUCUUCAAUUGGGUGCUGAGCUACCGGCGUGACUCAGACAUUUUUGUGCCCUAUGGGCGCCUGGAGCCCCGCUCUGGGCCUGCGCCCCCAGUGCCAGUCAAGAGCAGGAUGGCCGUCUGGGUGGUUAGCAACUUCCAGAGGCGGCAACAGCGUGCGAGGGUGUACCGCCAGCUGGCACCUCACCUUCAGGUGGAUGUGUUUGGCCGUGCCAGUGGGCGUCCACUGUGUGCUGACUGUUUGCUGCCCACCGUGGCUCCCUACCGCUUUUACCUGUCCUUGGAGAACUCACAGCACCGAGACUACAUCACUGAGAAGUUCUGGCGUAAUGCGCUGGCAGCUGGGGCCGUGCCUGUCGUGCUGGGACCCCCGAGGGCGACCUACGAAGCCUUCGUACCUCCUCAUGCCUUUGUGCACGUGGACGACUUUGGGUCUGCCCGGGAGCUGGCCGCUUUCCUCAAUGGCAUGAACGAGAGCCGCUAUCGUGGCUUCUUUGCCUGGCGUGACAGUCUGCGCGUGCGGCUGCUGGAGGACUGGCAGGAGCGCUUCUGUGCCAUCUGUGCCCGCUAUCCCUACCUGCCACGUGGCCAGGUCUAUGAGGACCUGGAAGGCUGGUUCCAGGCCUGAGCUCCCACAGCUCCCAAGAGGUCUGUGGGCAGAAGGCUGAUGUUGAAACCAAACCAUGGGCAUCCGGCCCCCAGUGGGUCCUGGCCUUCGAGAUCUUCAUCCCACUCGUCCUCUUCUUCAUCCUGCUGGGGCUGCGGCAGAAGAAGCCCACCAUCUCAGUGAAGGAAG